AAGAAUAUGAACAAAGAUUACAAAUAAUUAGCUAUAUAGUAUCAUCUGGCAUUCAUGAAUCUUAAACAAAGAAUUGAUUUAUCUCAAAGGGCAUACAAUGUAUACAUCUAUAUAUAAUAAGACUAUUGAUUAUAAGGUGUAAUUGGAAUUAUUAUACUAAUAAAAACUAAAAUCAAUUAUUGACAAAUACGAGGACCACAAAUACGAUGAAGUGUUUUAAUAUAUUAUUACAAAUUGCUCAAAUAAAUACCAAGCCUAGGAAUCAUUGAUAACAGAUUUGAAAAGAGCAAGAGAGGAAUUCUCAAAUCACAUAAAUGCUUAUUAAUUAUAAUUGACCAAUCUACAUGACAAAAAAGAGAAGUAAAUUUUAAAUAAAUUAGAUCUAUUAAUAAAUUGAAGGUUGCUUAAUAGAAGUUGGCACAAAGCCAAUCCUUUUAUGUGUCUAUCACUAAAGUAUUUGAAAGAAAUGUGUUAACCAUAGAAUUAGUGAACGACAAUAUUGAUUAAAAGUUGGGACACAUGAAAACAAUUUAAGAUCUUAUGAAAAACAAGGAUAAUACAUUUGGAAAUUACAAAAUAGCUGUAGAUAAAUAUAAUCAAUAAUAUAAUGAAAUCUUGCCUGAAAUGGAAUAGUAUGUCAAUCAAAUUAAAGAACUUGAGUAAAAUGUGGCUGAAUGCGUAAGAUAAUUGUUUCAAAAAAUUGCAUUGGCUGAGGUUUCAGCUUUAAGAAACAGGUAUUUAUGAAAAAUAACUUCAGGUAAUAUGAUUUAGAUUAGGUCAUUAAAUACUUGGAUAAAGUUGAUUUUACAAAGAUUCAUACAGUUUUUAAGUUUACAGAUGAAUCUUAUUCACUUGCAAAAGUUGAACAAAUUUAAACAUUUUCUACCAAAAUUGUGAACAAUUACCUUCAUAAAUUUAAUUUGAUUCCUUAAGAGGAGAAAAAUUAGCCAGAAUAAGAAUAAUAAUUAUAAUAGUAGUAGGAGGAAACCCUGUCAGAAGAAUAAAAAUAGAAAAUAGAAGAAUUUUCAGCAGUGCUAUUAAAUAAAUAAGAGUUAUAGGACAAAUUAAUUAGUUCUAUUGAAUAAAGCAUAAAUCAGAAUACUGCUUAUUUAGUUUUGGACUAGUUAUCUCAACGUAUAAAGUAAUAUUAUUUUUUAUCAUAGAGCGCCAAUAUCGAUUGGAAAACGUAACCAUUCAUUAAUUUAAUAAUUAUUUAAUAAAUUAUUAGAAUGUAUUCCAAAAGAAGGUCCUAAUGUAUAAAAGAUUCAAAAGCUAACUACUUUUAUUUAUACAUAAUAAGAGGAAGCUGUUUCAAUAUUUUAGGUUUUGAGUUAGAAUCCAAUUUUUUCAAAAAAAACUGAUUAUUGGGAAUGGCUAAUAUUCUGGUAGGUAAAUCAAACAUGCGAAGGGGUGGAAGAAUCUGAUAGAUAAUUGAUCAUAUUCCAAUAAUUCUAAAAUACUGUUUAGUAGAUGGUUUAAGCCAAAAUUCCCGUUAUAAUUAUAAACACCUUCACGUCAGAUUUAGCUCCCUUUUAUGGAUUAAAAGCCCAAUAAAUCGAAGAGAUAAAGAAAUUAUUGUCUAAAUUUAUUCUAGCAUCAUAAUCAAAUCCAAACUCGAAGCUGUAAAUUCAGUCUUUUGAUUCAGUAGAAUGAAUUUAUUAAAUUAUAAUAAGUUGUACAUUAACAACCA
Paramecium octaurelia is the source of this 1690-nucleotide messenger RNA. NCBI's taxonomy places the organism in Eukaryota, Ciliophora, Oligohymenophorea, Peniculida, Parameciidae. The record is from the annotation of a GenBank genome assembly.